Molecule: messenger RNA, 2382 nt
Organism: Agrilus planipennis (emerald ash borer)
Lineage: Eukaryota; Metazoa; Arthropoda; Insecta; Coleoptera; Buprestidae
Gene: gzl
Product: E3 ubiquitin-protein ligase RNF13
Exons: 7
Coding region: 284-1477 (397 amino acids)
Cellular component (GO): nucleoplasm; cytoplasm
Source: RefSeq, a predicted model, not a curated record
AUUUCAUGAAUGGUUCAAUAGUUCAUUAGUAAGCUGUCAAAAAGUUUUGGAUGUAAUAAUUUGUUUUUGUAAAUUAACAAUUUUGAUAGUGUGAUAGUAGUUGUUCAUCAAACGAUUUUACUGAAAAGCUAGACUUUUUUAUAAUGUGAACGCUAUUGCCUUUUUAUUACCGACGAUUUUAGGUGAGGUGAUUUCCAGUUAUUUGUGAUUUGGUGAAGGUUAAUGCAGAUUGGCAGCAUCUUUUAUUUAAACAAUUUGGAGUAUGAAAAUAAUAAUUUGAGCUAUGGCUUGGGUAAAAUGGGCAGGCCUGUAUGUCAUAUUGAUGCAGUUACAUCACAUAGGAGCAGAUAUCCUUGUUCUGCCAAUGGAUGGAAGACAAAUAGAAGAAGAAUUUAGAGAUCUUCCUUCAACUUUUGGGAAUUCGUUGCCAUAUGAAGUAGGCCUAAGAGGUCUUGUGGUAUAUUCUGAUCCACCAGAAGCAUGUACUGUUGUUUCAAAGCCUCCAAUGGUGGCAAAUUACACAGGAAAGUGGAUAUUAUUGGUAGCACGCUUUAAUUGUUCAUUUGAAGAUAAAGUUCGUAGGGCACAAGAUGCUUGGUAUGAUGGGGUUAUAGUACAUAAUGUAGGCUCAGAUAUUUUAGAGUCUAUGACAGCCAAAAAUCCUAAUGGAAUACACAUCCCUUCAGUUUUUGUUGGUGAAACGACAGGAAGUAUGAUAAAAGAGUUGUAUACAUACAAUAAAGAUUAUUUUAUAAUAAUAAAUUCAGAACUACCAUUUAACAUUAACACCCAUUUGCUGUUACCAUUUGCAAUUGUGGUUGGAAUAUGUUUCAUAGUGAUGGUUAUUUUUAUGAUUGUGAAGUUUAUAAAAGAUCGAAGGAGGCAACGUAGACAUAGACUCUCAUCUUCAGCCUUAAACAAAAUUCCAGUCUGUAAAUUUGCUAAGGGAGAUCCUUAUGAUACAUGUGCCAUAUGUUUAGAUGAUUAUGUUGAGGGUGAAAAACUUCGAAUACUUCCAUGUGCCCAUGCUUACCAUACAAAAUGUAUCGACCCCUGGUUGACAAAAAAUCGUCGAGUUUGUCCAGUUUGUAAGCGAAAGGUGUUCGCGCAUGACGAGACACCUCAUGGGGAGUCUGACAGUGAUUCAGAUGCUGAUGAUACGACCCCUUUAGUGAGGAAUAACAACGGUAACGUAACGCAGGGUGGAACUUUUGUUCAGCAAGCAGAGAAUCCGUUCCAACGAGCUGCGCGUUCUAUUUCCCAACAGGUGGAUGGCGUUAAUUUCGUUACCGCUUCUGAUCAUCACAGUAUCAACGGUGAAGCCGACCAUACCGAUAGCACGUCGACUACAUCGACUAGCAGUUCGUAUCAAAGUCUUUGGCCAGAUGCUAAUGGUCGAUUAGUUCCAGUUCACCAUAUCUCAGGCAAUUCCAACAGCAAUUCCAACCCUGCGGAACGUCGUAACGAAGUCGUUUAGAAAUAUCGUUUUACCACUAAUUUUGUUGAGGCUGAGAAAUAUUUCGCUUAUUGCUUACAACAACGAUAACGUUUGGCAUUCAUUCGAGUCUAGUGUAAGUGUAAGGGUGCGUGUGUGAUUCUUGUCUUUGUGUGUAAAUGUACAAGUUAAAUUAAGGACAAUAUUCGCUUUAUACAAGGUUGCAUCUUCACAUAUGUGACAAAUGUCACUUUUAAUUGCUUACGAAAAUAGAUGACAAUUUAGCUGUGUGCUUGUAAGUAUUUUUUCGGUUAAAAAGCACUUAAUGUAUGUUGCUUUUAGCUUAAAAUUGUUGUAAUUGAAAAUGGUGAUUUAUUUUAGUUGCGUCGUAUCACCAGAAUAUGAUUUCUUAAUGCAAGUGACGUUUUUUAUUUUUUAGUCAGAUCAAAUACAUUUUUUCAGUUUUAUUCUUUUUCUUCAAUUUUUUCAAUUUUUAAAUUCAAAUAAGUAAUAUAAACGUAAAGAAGUAAUUCAAUUAGUAGUUUCCACUUUACAAAAGUAUGUCUUAAUAUUAUAAUGAAAUUACACGUGGAUUUUCUUUUUUUGUGGUGUUUGGUGCAGAAAGUGAUCGAAAAAUUAAACGAAUACUGAAAUGUUCCCGUCGUUAUGGGCAUUUUGCGAAAUAUUUCUAAGUACAAUUUUUGUUUAUUUGUAGCUGCUAUUGCGUAUAUUAUAAAUAUCUUUGAACUAGUUUAUAAAGAAAUGAAUUUUUUUGGUGCUAAACAUCUGACCUGAGUUCAUUACUAUUUAUAGUUUGUGCCGAUUCGAUAAUCUAUAAAAUAAGAGUAAUUCUUGACAGCAAAAGAUAUUUGAUUGUAUUUAUCAGCUGUUUUGUCAAGGUCGGCAUCCGUAGUCUGGUACCUGGUUUAAAAAGUAUAAAUGUUAAA